AUGCAGGAAACGGCAAAAUAUUGGGACAUGUUGUUGUUUUAUACCUGCGCCAUAUUCUUAUGGCAGGGAAAAGCUUUUGCCCAAACGAACAACGCUGCACCGUACGAAAUCAGCUGUGAGCGAAGGCCCGACGGGCUGUUGGAGAUCGGGUGUUGGGGGUUUGCCACUUGUAACAACGGCACUGUGGAUGUUCAUACCUGUCCCGUGGGGACUGUGCUGGAUAGGGGAAGCAUGACGUGUCUGGGGCCAGGAGAAGGACAGACUGACUGCCACCUGGCCACAGAUUGUGUUGGCAAGGUAGACGGUUCCUAUGCAGAUCUGGGUGAUGGUUGUAUCAGCUACUACCGCUGUUUUCGAGGCCUAAACAUGGGACGUUUCUACUGCCCUGCUCCCACAGCAUUCAACGAAGAUUACGGCAUCUGUGAUUACGUCAACAACCUCAGGCCACCUUGUGGCUUCGUGGGCGCAGUUGCAAGGACCACAACUCCCGUUGUGUCGGCUGUAACACUCAAACCUGUAUUAGCUGUAACAGCCCUUGUAGAACCAGCAGUAGCAGUCCCCGUAGAACCAACGGCAGCAACCCCUGUUGUACCAACCGUAGCAACCGAAGUUGUACCAGCCGCAGUAUAUCCCACUGUACCCGCUGCAGCAAACGACGUUGUACCAAGCGCGGUAUCUCAAGCAGUACCAGCUGAGGUAACCCCUGUUGUUCCAGCCACAGCAUCCCCUGUUAUUCCAGCUGUGACAUCUCCAUUUGUACCAGCUAAAGUGCCUCCUGUUGUACCAGUCGUGUCCUCUUCCGUUGUAUUAUCUGGAGAAAGUUCGAGCACAUCAACAUUUGCUCCCUAA
Messenger RNA from Candidula unifasciata, 849 nucleotides. NCBI's taxonomy places the organism in Eukaryota, Metazoa, Mollusca, Gastropoda, Stylommatophora, Geomitridae. The record is from the annotation of a GenBank genome assembly.